Messenger RNA from Symbiodinium necroappetens, 690 nucleotides. NCBI's taxonomy places the organism in Eukaryota, Dinophyceae, Suessiales, Symbiodiniaceae. The record is from the annotation of a GenBank genome assembly.
AUGAUGGACAAUCCGCUGCCCAUGUUGGAUUCUAACGUCACCGGGUCCGGCAGUUGGAGGUUCGAUGUAGAUGAGAACGUGACACGUGCUCCAGAGAUCCUACGGGCGACCCACAUGGUUGCGAUCAACUCAUCAACUCCUGAAACUCUGGUUACGGGCUUUCUGUACUUCACGCAGCGAGUUUAUCAGAACGGCUCUCUCCCCGGCACGACGCUGAUGCGAGAAGAUCUGAAAGUCUGGGAUUGUGGCACGAGCUUCGACUGCGACAACCUGCAGCCCAUGAACGACAGCGACACCGUUCUGAGCGUCUAUGUGGAGCCCUGGGAUGCCAGCAGCUUCGUCUUGCUUCCGGGCCUUGUGGAGUUUCGAGUUGUUCUCCCGGACGAUCUGCCCCGCAGACUGAAGGUCGUCGUACCCCCGUACAGCUUCAUGGGCGCAGACAGCCGACCAGGCUCGGGCCGCAGGGCAGAGUCCUUGCAGAGAGGCCAUCGGAUGAUGGUUCCAAAUGCUGCUUCGAAGCUGCUCGCAAGCUGCUCCCGCUUUCACAGGCAGCUUGGCGGGGCCCCUUGCCCAGUACGAACUGGAAAUCGACACCGGCGAGGAUCCCACUGUCGAUAUCGCGAGGCGGGAGCAGGGCAGUGCGAGGCAUUGAUGCGUGGACGGCUGCCUUGCCAUCUUUUAGCCUUCUGA